Ascochyta rabiei is the source of this 2931-nucleotide messenger RNA. RefSeq lists its product as uncharacterized. Gene Ontology annotation, molecular function: zinc ion binding; DNA-binding transcription factor activity, RNA polymerase II-specific; DNA binding. Gene Ontology annotation, biological process: DNA-templated transcription; regulation of DNA-templated transcription. Bases 1 to 2931 code for a protein of 976 amino acids. The record is from RefSeq and is a predicted model, not a curated record. The transcript is spliced from 3 exons. NCBI's taxonomy places the organism in Eukaryota, Fungi, Ascomycota, Dothideomycetes, Pleosporales, Didymellaceae.
AUGGCAUCUGGAGCGAAGCGCAUGUCUGACGACGAUGCAACGCUCGCCAACACUAGCAAGAUCCAGCGCAUUGAGCACGGCAUUCCGCAGACAACGAGCCUGCACCUGCGCCUAGCCAACAGCAGCAGCAGCAACAGCAACAGCCAAAGUAACAGCCAAAGUAACAGCCAAAGUCAAAGCCAAAGCAACAGCAACAACAACAACAGCAACAACAACAACAACAACAACAACAACAACAACAACAACAACAACAACAACAACAACAACAACAGCAACAGCAAUAGCAACAGCAACAGCAACAACAAUAGCAACAGCAACAGCAACAGCAACAGCAACAGCAACAGCAACAGCAACAGCAACAGCAACAGCAACAGCAACAACAACGGCGACUUCUCAGGCUCGGUCAAGCGGAGGCUCGCCGACUCGAAGCGGACGGGGCAGGCGUGCGACCGAUGUAAGGUUCGCAAGAUCCGCUGCGAUGGCCGUCCUGAAGGCUGCACGCCCUGCGAGCAGAACCGCACGCAAUGCCGCACCACCGACCGCAUCACCGGCAAAGCCACCGUGCGCGGCCAUGCAGAAGCCAUGGAGAGCGAGAACGCGUACCUGCGCGCCCACCUCGCUGACCUGCAGGCACAGCUGAAGGAACUGGGUGUUGAGCCGCGUUCACCGCCCACCUACCCCAACAUGCCAUGGCCGUCGUCUGCUUCACCUGGCGACGCUUCAGACUGGGCGCACACCCAACGACGGCCGAGCGCAUCUCCCAAGCCUGGCUAUGCCCCUGCUGGCGACAGGACCGACUCUCGCUUGCUGCCGCAGUUCAAGUACGGCUCCAUUGGCGAUAACUACCUUGGCGUGGCCUCCGGGGACUCGUUGCUCAGUCACAUAAGGGGGACCUCGCUCUCCGUUUUUGGCACUGAAAUCGACAUCACAGACUUUGUGGAGGAGGGCAACGAGUACCUGAACUCACCCUUCUCAUACCAAACGCUAUUGUGUAUUUGUGUUGGUAGGCAGCACGUCGAGCCUGCGAUACUGCCACCGUAUGAGGCUCUCAAGGAAUGGGCGACAUGGUACCUGCGCUCGCUGAACCCCUACACCAUGCUUGUCCACAAACCUGCCUUUAUGGAUCUAAUAUGGAGAUUCGGCAAAGACCCCAACUUCACACCCACACCGCCCGAGAUGGUCAUGGUCCACAUGAUGCUGGCAACCAUAAAGUACCAGAUAGCAGCACGCAAUAGCCAGCAAAGCUCGCUCAUGGACGAGUCACACGCGCACUACCUGUAUGCUUGCAGCUUCUACAAGGACCUCCUCCUUGGACAACACGAGCUUGCAGAAGUCCAAGCCCUGGCCAUGAUCUGUCACCACCUUCGCAACUUCCCCAAGCCCGGCGCUGCGUGGAUCAUGACGUCUCUUACCUACCUACUGGCGCUGGAGCGCGGUCUGCAUCGAUCGGUGAAGAACUGGUCAGACGUAGCAUCGAAACUGAGUAAGCUCGAAAUCGAGAUGAGAAAGCGCAUCUUCUGGACCAUGAACGCCUUGCAGGUAAACCUCGCUGGGAAACUGGGUAGGCCUAUGCUGACCAGCAACGAUGACAUCGACGUCGAAUUUCCCGAGCCGAUGAACGACUGCUUGCCGGGCGAGGAGGCGAAACUGAGCCCGUUCCACCAAUGUUCGUUCCAAGUGGGCAUACAGAUUGCAAAGUACACCGUCUGGGAAUUGGAUCUUUACAAGACCAUCUACGCCAUACGGUACACACCACGCUCGUAUGUGGAGUCUUUGAAACGACUCGAAGCCGGCAUUCAGCAGUGGAAAGAGGAGCUACCUUAUGAGCUACGAGACUCGUCUCGUGCUCUGCAAGACGACCGCAUUUUCGCACUGUACCUUGAGUACUGGUUUCAGGAGUAUCAGCUCUUGCUCCAUCACCCUGCAGUGUGCAGGUCUGUCGACCCAACAAUACUUUCAUCCAACUUGGACAAAUGCAUGGAGGCAUCGGAGAAGAUGCUGCACAACUGCACCGAGAUGAUGCACAAGAAGAGUCUGGACAUUGUCUGGAUCAAUACUGUGGUAUACAUCGCUGCUAUCUUCACUACCUUGUUCAUCUCGUCCAUGCGGAAAGAGCAUCUCUCGCCUGUCAAUAUGACAAGGCUGAAGGGAGACAUGAGUAUAUGGAUCAACAUACUUGGCGAGUGCAGUCAACUAUCGGGCACAGAAGACAAGAUGAAGAAAGCGAUAUCCAAGAUUGUAGAUCAAGCGUUGGACAACAUAAACGAGAACAUUGUCAAACGGACUGCGACUGAGUCAUUGGCUCGAGUGGCCUUGCACACAAAGCAACAGCCCAAUCCUCCACCCGCCGUAUACGAUGCGAGCGGCUAUAAUGAGCAGCAAUACACUGCGAGUGCCGUUGGUCCGACAGAUCCAACGCUUGCCCAAGGGUCCGGGUAUCCCAACCUUUCGGACGGCGGUAAUAUCGCCAUGCCCUACAGUCUUGGCGCCCAGAUGCCCGUUGGUCAGCACAACCAUGCAUAUGAUCAGCAACCGUACAUCAAAGUCGACGAAGAGAGCAGCAUAAACCCUUCCCAUACCGCGGCUUUGGCUGCUGCAGCAGAUGGCAACACAUCACAAGCCCCGAACAACGCCUACGUAUACACACAAUCCCUCCCACAGGUCACCAACAGCCACCAACCGACAUAUGUUGCGAACAAUUACAGUCCCCAGGACUGGCGGCAGUGGACACAGACUUAUAUGCAACAACAAAUAGGCGCGCCAGGCGAGUACCUCAACACGGCGACCACACUCAUGGCCUUGGGUGGACGGGACGGUGCGACUGGGCACGGGCAAGACGGCCAUGCGCAUGCUGACCAAUCGCAUCUGGGGCAUUUCCACUGGCCUGGCGUAGCGUUCCCCGGAGCGGCGAAUGGGGCUCCACAUCAUUAG